UUACACUACUUACUGUGCUUUGACGAGACAACGCUUUCAAACGCUUCAUAAAGUUGAAAACCUACGCGUCCCUUCCUUCUCACAACAAUCUACACACAAACCCUAAUCUCUCUCUCUCUCUCUCUCUCUCCACAAAAUCCAUUUGUUUUCUAUGAACUUCCACAAAAUCCAUUUCUCCAUAAGAAUCACUCUCAGAUUUUCACCUUCAAUUAUAACUGUGCUUCAUACUCUAUAAUUUUCACCACUCGUAAUCCAUGUAUGGAAGACAAAGACAGAGCACCUACCGAAGAGUUUGUCGGCAACUCAAACUGGAAUCUCGGCGUCGAUGAUUCCGGUGAUAGGUUCGGCCACAUCGGCUGGAAUCUUGUACCGGAAACCACCGAUGACAAACUGUUGCAACGGGUUCAAACCGGUUCUAUCGAAACGGCAUCAGUGUCGGCGUCAGCGUCGUCUUACAGGUCAAAUAAUCAAUCAAUUUCUUCAAGCUCCAGCGAGGAUCUGCCGGAGAAAUCCACCGUCUCCGAUGAGAAACCGCCGGAAACACCGAGUAAAAGUAAGAAGAAGGGGGAAAAGCGAAUAAGGCAACCAAGGUUUGCAUUUAUGACCAAGAGUGAAGUUGAUCAUCUUGAAGAUGGGUACAGAUGGAGGAAGUAUGGUCAGAAGGCAGUUAAAAAUAGUCCAUUCCCUAGGAGCUACUAUAGGUGCACAAAUAGUAAAUGCACGGUGAAGAAAAGGGUUGAACGCUCUCAUGAGGACCCAACAAUUGUUAUAACUACAUAUGAAGGCCAACAUUGUCAUCACACUGUUGGAUUUCCUCGAACUGGAAUGAUUAGUCAUGAAUCUUCUUUUACUAGCCAGUUUGCUCCUACAAUGCCUCAAUUCUAUUAUCCUGUUCAAUUACCUACAGAAUUAAACACUUGCACCACUACUGUUUCUCAGCUAUGUCAAACACAUGAUCAUCAUGAGUCUGCUGGAGGAUCGAGCAGCGCUACAAUGCUGGCCGAUGCAUCACCGCCGCUGGAUCUAGCCGAUGAAGGAUUACUUGGAGAUAUUGUACCCCGUGGAAUGCGCAACAGGGAUGAGAGAAAUAUUUGAUGACUUUGAAUUCUUUAAUCUUUUAUGGGACUUAAGACUUUUGGUUUGAAAAAUCAGAUCGGCGUGAGAUAUCUUUAUUGGGCGGAUGAACAAACUUUCCUAGGUCUUCAACUGUCUCCAAAAAGCCAAUUCGAUUAUAAAAAAGAUUCCAUGUCUGUCCCUUUCAAAAAGAUUAUGACACGACUCAAUACGUUUACAUUCAAAGUGAUGAAAGUUUCUUGGUCCUACACAAUUAAAGAGUUUUAGC
Molecule: messenger RNA, 1342 nt
Organism: Medicago truncatula (barrel medic)
Lineage: Eukaryota; Viridiplantae; Streptophyta; Magnoliopsida; Fabales; Fabaceae
Product: probable WRKY transcription factor 57
Exons: 4
Coding region: 259-1095 (278 amino acids)
Biological process (GO): regulation of DNA-templated transcription
Molecular function (GO): sequence-specific DNA binding; DNA-binding transcription factor activity
Source: RefSeq, a predicted model, not a curated record